CGGCACAAAACCAAUUCUAGCGUACAAAAGCUCUUCAUUCUUGCUCUUAGAAAACCACCCAUACAAACAAAACUACGUGGGAUACUCUCUGUAUCUCCACUUUAAAAAAUUCUUCCACUUCAUUUUUUUUCUUUGAGCAGCCAUAGUGACAUAAGAUACCGAGCAUAUCUAUAUGUACUAUAUUCUUCUCCUGUUGUGAGCUCUUCUCUAGUCAACGGCAAUUCGGGCAACGGUCGAAGGUUUCAGUCAAGGUAGCUACAAGUCUGAAACGGUGUAGGAUUAUCCUGGGAGCGAGUUGGCCAGUCUCGUUCGAGUAGCUAUCGAGAUACGGGGGCUAUCUUUCUUCAAGAAAGAUAAUAUUUCUCGAGUUUUGAAAAUCCAAUAUGACGAACUUGGAAAAUGCUGCUACUUCCGAAAAUGUUGUUGUUGAGAAUAAUGUGAAUGAAAUCCCUGAAAAUAAUGUUAAUUCUGUGUCUGUGACUAAUUCUGAAGACACACCUGAAUUUGUUGCCACGGGCUCUCACAGGGUUGAUUUGACCGGAAUGCCUGAAAAAUUUUCUGGUCAUUUUUUCAAGCGUUGGCAACAAUGCAUGAAAAUUUGGUUAAUCACCAAGGGAUUGCUCUCGGUAAUUAUGACAGUGUGUCCCCCCGUUGUUGAGUCUGAUCCCAAGAGUCUUGAACGCCAAUCUUUAUGGCGUGAGAGGAAUGAAAUAGCCAAAGGAAUGAUAUUGUUGGGACUCUCCGACAUGUUAUUUGAUGUCUAUUGCACCCUCCACGACACGGCUAAAGACCUUUGGGAUGAGCUGGAUAGGAAAUAUAAUACUGAUGACCACGGUCUCGAAAAGUAUAUUGUUUCCAAAUUCUUGAGAUUCGACAUGAAGGAGGGAAAAUCUGUUUUAGAACAAACACAAGAAUUUGAGCUUAUCUUACAUUCUCUCCGUGAAGCAGAUAUGGAAUUGCCUGAAAAAUUUAAAGUCAUGGCUGUAAUUGAAAAAUUCCCCAAAUCGUGGGAAGAUUUUGGUUUGACUUUAAAACACAAAAUGAAAAAGAUAACUUGGAAAUCUUUGAUGCAUUCCAUUACUGUUGAGGAAGAACAUAAGAAAGCGGGUUACAUUGUUCCUGUUGAAUUUCAGCCAAAGGCUCAUGUUGUAACCGUGGGAAAGCAGUCACAAAAUUCUAAGAAUAAACAACCAUCAUCUUUUAAACCAAUAAAGGCCAAAUUAAAAAUUGCAAAGAAACCAAAGGCAAACCGUCCAUGCUGGAACUGUGGACAGAUGGGGCAUUGGGCCAAAUUAUGCCCAAAUAAAAAGGCUAAGGCUCAAUCCGGUGGACCUCAAGUCAACAUGGUGACUGGAGGAACUAGUUCUGAUGGUCAGCGGUUGGAAGAACAGUGAUGAUGGGAAACACAAGUGCUGCUAGUGUGCAUGGAGUUGGAAAAGUGGAAAUAAAAUUUCCUUCGGGAAAAAUUCUAUCUUUGCAUGGGGUGCAUCAUGUUCCCGAAAUUAGAAGGAACAUUGUUAGUGGUUCCAUUCUUGUAAGGGAGGGUUAUGAAUUGUCUUUUAAAUUAAAUAAAGUUGUAAUUUUAUUUGGUGGAACUUUUAUUGGCAAGGGUUACUUGUCAGAUGGACUUUUUAAGAUUGUGGUUGAUUAUUAUGAAUUAAAUUAUGUAUCUGAGAAUUGUGAUUCUUCAACUUUAUGGCAUUAUCGUUUGAGUCACGUUAAUUUAGAUUCUGUGAAAAGAAUGAUGAAUUUAAAUUUAAUUCCUAAACACUCAAUUGAUAAAACUAAGAAAUGUAUGGUAUGUGCUACUACAAAACAAGUAAGAAACCUUAUCAUUCAAUUGAUAGAAAUUCAGAAUUACUUGAUUUAAUUCAUACCGACAUUUGUGAGUUUAAUGGAGUGCUAACUCGUGACAAAAAGAAAUACUUUAUCACUUUUAUUGACGAUUAUUCUAAAUACUGUUAUGUGUAUCUACUUAAGGAUAAAGAUGAAGCUCUUAAAAAAUUCUUAAUUUUUAAGAAUGAAAUAGAGAAUCAAACUGGCAAGAAAAUUAAAAGGUUAAGAUCUGAUAGGGGAGGAGAGUACACCUCUAAUUUAGUUGUACUAGAAUGCCAAAAAUAUGGUAUAGUACAUGAAGAAACACCUCCUUAUUCACCGCAAUCAAAUGGAGUAGCUGAACGGAAAAAUAGAACUUUUAAAGAUAUGAUUAACAGUUUAUUAGAGAACUCUGGAUUACCUAAGUUUAUGUGGGGGAAGCCUUGAAUACGGCCUGCCAUAUUUUGAACAGGAUUCCCAUGAAACAUAAAGACAAGUGUCCAUUUGAACUCUUGAGAGGCAGAAAACCAAGUUUAAAAUAUUUUAAAGUGUGGGGCUGUCUUGCAAAAGUAUUAGUCCCUGAACACAAAAGAAAGAAACUUGGGCCUAAAACUGUUGAUGCUAUUUUUAUUGGUUAUGUUGAACAUUCUUAUGCAUUGAGAUUUUUGGUUAUUAAAUCUGAAAUUUCUGGCAUAGAUGUUAAUACUAUUAUAGAACUUCGUGAUGCUACUUUCUUUGAAAAUGUUUUUCCAAUGAAAACGGGUGUGCCCCAAAAUAUUUCUUUUAAAAAUCAAGAAACCACAUUUAAUUCAAUUCCUGAUCAAGUGAAAAAGAUGACAAAUGUGGGGGUAGAAUCUAGUAGUACUAGUCACGCUAGUUUUGAAUCAAAUGAACUAGAUGAGCCCCGAAGGAGCAAACGGGCUAGGAUCACUAAGGAAUUUGGAAGUGAUUUUAUCACUUACAAUAUUGAGGGUGAUCCAGUUUCCUUUAGAGAUGCAAUGGCUACAUCUGAAGCCAUGCAUUGGAAGGAUGCCAUUAAAAGUGAAAUGGACUCUAUUGUUCAAAAUGGAACAUGGGAGCUCGUUGAUCUUCCUCCGGGGUGCACUACUAUUGGAUGUAAAUGGAUUUUUAAGAAGAAAUUAAAACCGGAUGGAACCAUUGAUAAAUAUAAGGCCAGAUUAGUUGCUAAGGGUUACAAACAAAAAGAAGGUAUUGAUUUUUUCGAUACAUAUGCUCCGGUCGCAAGGAUGACCACAAUAAGAAUGCUUAUAGCAUUGGCCUCCGUAUAUGAUCUUAAAAUUCAUCAAAUGGAUGUUAAGACAGCUUUUCUUCAUGGUGACCUUGAAGAAGAAAUUUAUAUGGAUCAACCUGAGGGAUUUGUGGCAAAAGGCAAUGAGAGAAAAGUUUGUAAAUUAGUUAAGUCUUUAUAUGGACUUAAGCAAGCCCCUAAGCAAUGGAACGAAAAAUUUGAUAAAAUAAUUUCUUCGUUUGGAUUUACUCUUAUAGAUGCUGAUCAAAGUGUUUAUUAUAAAUGUAAAGCUGAUAUUAGUAUUAUUUUAUGCCUAUAUGUUGAUGAUAUAUUAUUAUUUGGCACUAAUGAUAAUAUUAUUUUUGAGACUAAGUCAUUUUUGAAAACAAAGUUUGAAAUGAAGGAUAUGGGGGUGGCUGAAGUAAUUCUUGGGCUAAAGUUGACUAGAUCAACUGAAGGCAUUUCUAUUUCUCAGUCGCAUUAUAUUGAAAAAAUAAUUGAGAAAUUUGGAUUUAAAAAUAGUAGAAUUGCUAAAACACCCUAUGAUCCGUCAGUAGCUUUGUAUAAAAAUGAAAGUGGUAUUCCUGUGUCUCAAUUAAGAUAUUCUCAGAUGAUUGGUAGCUUGGGUUACUUAGCUAACUGUACUAGACCCGAUAUUGCAUUUUCGGUGUCUAAGUUGAGCCGGUACACUUGUUGUCCAAACAUGACUCAUUGGGAGGCCUUAGAUAGAGUAUUUAGAUACUUAAAAGGAACAAUUUCCUUGUGUUUGCAUUACGGUAAAUAUCCUCCUGUUCUUGAGGGAUAUAGUGAUGCAAGCUGGAUAGCUAAGAAUUCCGGAAGUUAUGGAUGUACCGGCUAUGUGUUUACGUUUGGUGGUGGGGCUGUUGCCUGGAAGUCCACUAAACAAACGAUACUUUCUCGGUCCACUUUUGAGGCUGAAUUAUGUGCAUUGGAUACUACAGGAAUUACGGCUGAAUGGUUUAUGGGACUAAUAUCUGAGUUACCUAUAUUCAGCAAAUACCUUUCUUUGUUUGCAUUGUGAUAGUAUGAGUACAAUUGCAAAAAUUAGGAGUACCAAGUAUAAUCAAAAGACUAGGAGACACAUUCAAGUUAGAUUAAAAACUAUAAGGAAAUUUGUGUCUCAAGGGGUAUUUGCUGUUGAUUUUGUUGGAUCCAAAGAUAAUACAGCAGACCCUUUAACAAAAGGACUUGAUUUAAAUCAAGUCAUAAAAUCCAGGUUAGGAAUGGGACUGAAACCCAGUAAUUAUUCAACUACGGUAGCAACCCAACCUAUCUGAGUGGAGAUCCCAUAAAGUAGGUUCAAUGUGGUAUAAACAAACCGUAGUGUAAAUUGUGCAUCUCAUUAAAAUAUUUUAUGAGUUCUAUUCCUUGAUAAGCCUGAGAGAUGCUGAACUUGCUAAGUAAGUAAGAGUUUAAGACUCUGAAUGGGAUCGAGCUUUAAAGCAGAGUGUUAGCAAUGCACUCUUGGAGAUGCCCAACUAUGAGAAUGUUAUUGUGUGGCCGCAAUUAGAGAAUAAGGGUUAAUUCUCGAUAACAUUCUUGAGACAGGUUCGGGACGCACGGCCGUAAAGCGUCAACCCUAUAGAUCGUUGCCAUUGCCAUUAGUGUGUUGCUUUUAUCCUACUCCAACACUAUCAAGGUUCGAGUUCAAGAACUUAGUUCACUCAGUUCCUGUGGGGGUUAGGGGUAAAAGCUUAGAAGUUGGUUCAAACCGGAAGGUACCAUAUUCGAAAGCACACUAUGUCUUUUAGAGUUGAACUAACAACUAUGGAUUUGUGGGGGAUUGUUGGAAAUAUGAUGAAAUAUAUAAUUUUGAGGGUCUCGUUUUCGAACCCUAUGACAUCAAUUGUGUAAAAUAUGAAUUGGAGAAGGCUUAAAUACAUCAAAGAACAAUUUACAUAUUUGGAUAUAUUUCAUUUAAUGACUAGAAUCCAUAGUUGUAAAGUUGUUAAGUGAUGUACUAAUAAAUUGAAUGUAAUUGUCCAAUUAAAAAAAUUAGUAGUCUCAUCAUGAUUAAUUAAUUAUUUGUAUAUGACAAGGAACAUUAUAGUGUUCAAGUUUCAUAUAAAGUGACAUGAUAUAUUUUUCCAAACAUAUACGUGAAAAGACGGAUUAUGAUUGGUUUAAUUAUCACAAGUCAAGAGACUAUUUAAUUGGGUGGACAACAAUUCUGUGGUUGCUAUACACCUGCUUUGUUUUUAUUUUUAAUAAUAAAAACUACCCGCCUAGUGGAACAAGUCAUAGCUGAUCCAAAUGUUAAAAUUGAAUUUAAAAUUCAAUUUGAUUAAGCCUGGUCAACUAAUUGUUGAGGGAUCCUAAAGACUUGGGAUCGUGGCUUUUAUUUCGGUUAGUUUGGCCGGCCACUUCUCUCCAUUUUUCUUUUAAAAUAAAAUAUAUAUCUGAUUUCCAAAUGAAGAAUCCCACGGCACAAAACCAAUUCUAGCGUACAAAAGCUCUUCAUUCUUGCUCUUAGAAAACCACCCAUACAAACAAAACUACGUGGGAUACUCUCUGUAUCUCCACUUUAAAAAAUUCUUCCACUUCAUUUUUUUUCUUUGAGCAGCCAUAGUGACAUAAGAUACCGAGCAUAUCUAUAUGUACUAUAUUCUUCUCCUGUUGUGAGCUCUUCUCUAGUCAACGGCAAUUCGGGCAACGGUCGAAGGUUUCAGUCAAGGUAGCUACAAGUCUGAAACGGUGUAGGAUUAUCCUGGGAGCGAGUUGGCCAGUCUCGUUCGAGUAGCUAUCGAGAUACGGGGGCUAUCUUUCUUCAAGAAAGAUAAUAUUUCUCGAGUUUUGAAAAUCCAAUAUGACGAACUUGGAAAAUGCUGCUACUUCCGAAAAUGUUGUUGUUGAGAAUAAUGUGAAUGAAAUCCCUGAAAAUAAUGUUAAUUCUGUGUCUGUGACUAAUUCUGAAGACACACCUGAAUUUGUUGCCACGGGCUCUCACAGGGUUGAUUUGACCGGAAUGCCUGAAAAAUUUUCUGGUCAUUUUUUCAAGCGUUGGCAACAAUGCAUGAAAAUUUGGUUAAUCACCAAGGGAUUGCUCUCGGUAAUUAUGACAGUGUGUCCCCCCGUUGUUGAGUCUGAUCCCAAGAGUCUUGAACGCCAAUCUUUAUGGCGUGAGAGGAAUGAAAUAGCCAAAGGAAUGAUAUUGUUGGGACUCUCCGACAUGUUAUUUGAUGUCUAUUGCACCCUCCACGACACGGCUAAAGACCUUUGGGAUGAGCUGGAUAGGAAAUAUAAUACUGAUGACCACGGUCUCGAAAAGUAUAUUGUUUCCAAAUUCUUGAGAUUCGACAUGAAGGAGGGAAAAUCUGUUUUAGAACAAACACAAGAAUUUGAGCUUAUCUUACAUUCUCUCCGUGAAGCAGAUAUGGAAUUGCCUGAAAAAUUUAAAGUCAUGGCUGUAAUUGAAAAAUUCCCCAAAUCGUGGGAAGAUUUUGGUUUGACUUUAAAACACAAAAUGAAAAAGAUAACUUGGAAAUCUUUGAUGCAUUCCAUUACUGUUGAGGAAGAACAUAAGAAAGCGGGUUACAUUGUUCCUGUUGAAUUUCAGCCAAAGGCUCAUGUUGUAACCGUGGGAAAGCAGUCACAAAAUUCUAAGAAUAAACAACCAUCAUCUUUUAAACCAAUAAAGGCCAAAUUAAAAAUUGCAAAGAAACCAAAGGCAAACCGUCCAUGCUGGAACUGUGGACAGAUGGGGCAUUGGGCCAAAUUAUGCCCAAAUAAAAAGGCUAAGGCUCAAUCCGGUGGACCUCAAGUCAACAUGGUGACUGGAGGAACUAGUUCUGAUGGUCAGCGGUUGGAAGAACAGUGAUGAUGGGAAACACAAGUGCUGCUAGUGUGCAUGGAGUUGGAAAAGUGGAAAUAAAAUUUCCUUCGGGAAAAAUUCUAUCUUUGCAUGGGGUGCAUCAUGUUCCCGAAAUUAGAAGGAACAUUGUUAGUGGUUCCAUUCUUGUAAGGGAGGGUUAUGAAUUGUCUUUUAAAUUAAAUAAAGUUGUAAUUUUAUUUGGUGGAACUUUUAUUGGCAAGGGUUACUUGUCAGAUGGACUUUUUAAGAUUGUGGUUGAUUAUUAUGAAUUAAAUUAUGUAUCUGAGAAUUGUGAUUCUUCAACUUUAUGGCAUUAUCGUUUGAGUCA
Cuscuta europaea is the source of this 7224-nucleotide messenger RNA. NCBI's taxonomy places the organism in Eukaryota, Viridiplantae, Streptophyta, Magnoliopsida, Solanales, Convolvulaceae. The record is from the annotation of a GenBank genome assembly.